GCGGGUGGGGUACCUCCUGGUAGCUCCCGGACGGUCGGAGCAAUUUCGAUUUGCGGCCCUGCAGCGUUUGCGUUUCUUGCAUUCUGAGCUGCUGGACUUGGCCGACGGUGUACCAGAGGGUCCUCCUGUGGCAGUGGGAGCGCCCCUGGUACCCUCCCGAGCGGGGGAGGAGCUUCCAUCAGAGGAGGCACGCGCCUUGGCAGAGGCGAGUUCAAAGGCCGGCCCCCUGGCACCCCCUGCAGGGCUCAAGGCUGGCAUUGAGGAGAAGAAAGAGUCACCCAUAGAAGGAGUUGAGAGAGAGGGCGCUGCAGAGGCAUCAUCGGAGCUGAAGGCACAGGGGAAAGAGGCAGACCAUAAGAAAGACAAAAAGUCCAAGAAGAGCGAAAAGAAAAAGAACAAGGACAAGAAAAAGAGGCGAGAAAAAUCGCCUAGUGAAAAGAAGGCAGAUAGAGCGUCACGGUCGGAGGCUGGCGUUAAAGAGGAAGAGCCAGACUACUCUGACGGUACGGGCUUAGACGCCCCUCACAAAAGCCCUAGUCCAAAGUCAGAGCCCAAGGAGAAGAGACCCAGUCCGAGUUCAAGGCAAGCAGAAAAAACUCCCGAGAGAGGGAGUCGCCGGGAAAAGAGUUCCCCAGAAAGGACUGAGAGGAGGAAGGUCGUUUCUCCUGAGCGGAGGAGAUCUAAGAGGGAAGAAUCUCCCGAGAGAGGGAGGAGAAGAGAAGGCAGGGAGUCUCCUGAGAGUGAGAGAGCAAGAAGAGAAGGAAAGGCAUCUAGAAGGUCAGAGAGGGACGGUAGCCGGGCUCCUGAGAGGAGGGAGCGUGAGUCUCCAGGGCCAAAGCGAGAAGACAGGCCGAGGAGACGUGCAGAGGAGACGCCUUCACCCCGAAGAGAUCGCAGGGAGAGGGCAAGGUCUAGUGGCCACCAUAGACGCUCUGGAGGGCACUUGCCUCCUCCUGAGCCGGCAGUGCCACCAAGGCAAAAAGCUCCUGCAGGUCCACCUCCUGGUGAGUUUGGUGGCCCCUCGCCUUUUUGGGGACCAAGGCCAACUUGGGAGCAAAAGUCCAAGGGCAGGAGACGGCCAGCAUCAAGUGUUGAAGACCCUCCCGGUCGUGGGAGGAGAAGGGAAGACAUUGCGGAGCUCUACACAAAGGGGGAGCCUAUCGAUUCUCAUCUGGCUCCGCUUACGCUGCUGGAAAGGGGUCAUUGGCUGGUGUCUGAAAAAAGCACUUAUUUUGAAGAGGAGUGCAAGUGGGCUGGAAAGGUGGUUAGGGUCACUUUGGAAGGCGGUGAGGCUGAAGUUCAAGUGCAGUUGACAGGGACCCAGUGUGAGUCUCUUUUGAAGUAUGCUUCAGGUCAAAACCCUGCCGUGAUCCGGGCUCACCUUUGUAAGCCGGGCUGUGACCAGAAACGGGUUAACCCGGACUUAGUGCACCUCAGGUCUUUCAGGAGGUUGGAGGACGCUGCUGAGAAGUCGUGGGAAGUCAAUUUGGUUUCCGUCGACGAGAACGAGCCCCUGAGAAGAGCAGAGGAAGCAUGGAGCAGGAGGCAAAACGAAGGAGACGCGAGGAAAGAGGCUUCGUCGGUGUCAUCAAGCAGUCGAAAAAAGAAAAAGAAGAAGAAAAAAGAGAAGAAAAAAGCAGGCGAGGAGAAGGCCAAAAAAGAAUUGAAGGUUGGGGGCAAGGCUCUGGCAAAGAAAGAGCUGAAGGCUCUUUACCAAGGAACGGGCCUAGAUCCCGAUGUGGCGACGAGAAGGAAAGUGGUAAAGAAAGUGAAAAGGAGGUUGAAAAAAGCGAGGCCCUCGUCCAGUUCGAGCAGCAGCGGGUCGUCUACAAGCUCAGCCCAAGGGUUGGAGGACGAGAUCUUGGAAGACAGGUCCAAGAUCCAACGUAUAGCAGUGGCUGGGCCAGGGAUUCUGGCCGCGGCAGCGGUACAGAAUAUGAAACAGUUUGUGAUGCAGAGCGGUGGUUCAACGUGGGCCAUCGACGAGGACAGUCUGCCCCCUGUGAUGGGGCAAUAUGCCCGGCAGCACCUAGCUCACAGGACUUCAGGCGGCAUCCUGCGGGAGGUCAUGUCGUUGAGUUUUGUGGGGGACCUCCUCUUGCAAGGACGCGCAGCGGAAGCUCUCGAUGGAGUAGCCCAGCGAUUAAAAGGGCUGGAGCUCCUGAUCAGCGGGCAGCCGUGGGCUACGGCCCAACGUGUGGAGAUUACACCCCCACUGGAAGCAGCUAUCUCCAGCCGUGCGGAGAUCCAAGUUGCGAUGCGGGAAUCGAAACUCGACUCGCAAGCCCGGGGGGGUCAAAGCUCCUGGGAGAAGGGGCGUGGAAAAAGCAAGAGCAAAGACAAAGACAAAGGGAAAAAAGCAAAGGGCGAGAGGAGAAGAAACAGGAAGAAAGAAAGGGAGACUCUCUCCUGCGGAAAAGUCCCGGAAGAUGCCAAAGAGGAGAAGAAGAAGGGAUUGGGCUCAGACUAUGACGCAUGGUCGCCUCGAAGAAAAAAGGAAGCCUUCGCCGAUGGGAAGAGUGACUCUGGUGGAGUUGGAAAGUCCCUAGUGUUGGCUCUGAAUUCUUUGAAUGGUGAGGGACUUGUGGCUAGUGGUGCACCUUCUCGUUUUCAACAAAGGAUCCUUGCUAAUUUGCUGAUUGAUUGUCGCAGAGUGGCGGCGUGGAACGAGCGGUCUCCUCCUGUCACGUGGGAGGAGUUCUUUAAAGUUAGAGGGAUCGACUAUAGAGGAGAGGAAGUGCUAACUGCUCAGCCCAUUAGGACGGGAUUAGGAUCCCAACUGGAAAUACGAAAGGACCGAACUUUCUCUGUGGGAAAUCCGCUCUUCCGGAUUUACCUUGACAACUUCGAUGAACUGCAGCGGGUCUCAAAAGGGAUGGCCGCAGCAUUGUCCGGUGCGGUAUCGCCACUGGUUUCCAGCCUCAGGGAAGAAUACACUCUGUUGGGCGUGCCCAGGCACCCAAAGAAAGCGGUUGCAUCGCAGCUGCAAGCUGAGGUACAAGGUGCUUAUUUUGAUGGCGAAGAGGGUUUGGCUUUCCCUAAGCCUGAGAAAGUCAUGCGCUAUGCCUUGCUUACCGCUCGUCUUUUGGAGUCACAGGAGUGCACCCAAAAGCAAGCCCAAGUCGUGGGAGGAGGAGGUGUGACAGCAUCCUCCCGUGUAACACCGGCUGGAAGCAUUGCUGCCCAGUGCAGCAUUCGAGGAGACGUCGUGGAGCCGAUUGAUAUAACUCAGGUCCUCACCGUAGGACUCUUUGACGGAAUUGCCGCAGUGCGGGUUGCCGCCGACACCCUGGGAUGGAAUGUCGUGGGGCAUGUAGGGGUGGAGAAAGAUGAUCGUGCGGCCCGGGUCGUGGAGUCUCGUUUUCCAAACACAAUCAGGGUGAAGGACAUUGCCGAUGUGGACGAAGCUAUGGUUCAAGAGUGGGCCUUGAGAUUUUCACAAGCUGGGUUGAUCCUCAUAGGCGCGGGUCCCCCGUGCCAGGGGGUGAGUGGCUUGAAUGCUUCUCGAAAAGGGGCAAUGAAGGAUGCUCGUAGCUGCCUGUUUGUGCACGUCCCAAGGAUCAGAGAACUGGUGAAAAAGGCCUUCCCGUGGGCACAAGUGCGCACGCUCAUGGAAUCGGUAGGGUCAAUGGAUGUGUCUGAUCGGGAUGUUAUGUCUCAAAGCUUUGGUGAGGACCCGUGGGCAAUUGACGCACUAGGAGUUUCCCUCGCUAGGCGGCCUCGUCUCUAUUGGAUGGACUGGGAGUUAGCUGGUAGUGAAGGAGCCUUGCUCAGUCGACUCUCUCAACCCCGUGCAGUUCAGCUGGAGGAGGAGGCGGCGGGUGAGGAGGCGGAGGAGGCAGAGGAGGCGGAGGAGGAGGAGGA
This is a messenger RNA of Cladocopium goreaui, 3864 nucleotides long. The record is from the annotation of a GenBank genome assembly. NCBI's taxonomy places the organism in Eukaryota, Dinophyceae, Suessiales, Symbiodiniaceae.